AAAUUCGUGGCUCGUAAGGACAUCUGUUCGGAAGCUGUGUCUGCCUAAUAUUUGUUUCUCCUCGUGGUUGACUGCCAAAGUCGGACUAGUGAAUUUGCCCGUCUUAUCCAAUCUACAGGCCGGGUAAGCAUGACUCUUGCCCGCAGAUACAUGCGUAUAUGAUCUUCAAUUCGCAAAAGCGACCAGCUGUGUCGACAAUUAAUUAGUCUAGUCGCUCCCUUAGCACUUCAGUAGCGGUAAGAAUCUGACUUCAGUUCCCUCGCUACCUUAUUUACUAUCCGUUUGUUAUCUUCCACACCGACUCUUUACACGUUUCACAGGCUGACUUGAGGAGGCGAUCGUAUUCGCAGGAGCCUCGGAGGUCUUCUCCCCUCCGUAAGGGACACAUCCUUGGCCUAUAAAUUGUCGAGAGCCCUUUGAGAGCCUCUUUGGUGGUCGAACGCUACAAGCAUGGACAAAUCUCCAGAGAAGGUCACUGAAGAAAGUGAUAUCAGUCCCGCCUUAUCCAAGGAAAUGGAGAGCCGCGAUGAAAUCAAUUCCAGUAUUAGCCAAGACGAGAAAGCAAGCAGUAAAACCACCACUACGCUUGCACAGCCAGAAAAUGAUGCCUCCAAAGCUCCUGGUUCCCAAGUAGUAGAGGUGCAAGAUAAAGAGGGGAAGAAAACUGAUUACACAGCCAAAGCGAACAAUAAAAAUUCCUUCAAACAUUACUUUGUAUAGUCAUCCAUCCCGGUUCCCAAGCUUUACUAACAAUCUCUAGCGAGUCUUUGGUUAUUCAAAUAAACUGGAUAGAUUCCUUAUUGUCAUUGCGAUAGUGACGCAGAUUGGUACUGGAGCUGUAUGUAGCAAUCGUUUUAGAGCAUCUUCUCAUUCUAAUAGAAUACAGACUUUACCUUUGAUGAACAUUAUCUUUGGUUCACUUGUUGGCGACUUUAACAAUUAUUUUGUUCCCGGCUCGGGUGUGACAAGGCAACAAUUCAAUAGGUCUCUCAACAAGCAAACGUAAGCAUUACUUCCUUUUUCGCAUGUUUUGACAUAACAUUUUUGAUACCACUAUUUGAUUUGUGCUUGCCACCUUUGAUUUACUAUCGGACUCUUAUAACUUCAAGAAACUGACAAGAUAUAGCUUGUACAUUGUCUAUCUAUUUAUCGGUCGUUGGUCUCUCAGUUACAUCUCCAUGUACAUCUUCAGAGUGGUGGGAAUCCGCAUGUCCGCCAAAAUCCGACUUCACUACCUCCAAGCACUCUUCGCCCUACCCAUCUCAGUCAUCGACACCUUACCAACGGGACAAGCAUCCAAUACCAUCACCACCACCGCCAACGUCCUCCAAAUCGGAAUUUCCGAGAAACUGGGAAUGAUAUUCCAGUUCUCGGCGCUCGUGUGUACAGCACUCAUCAUCGCCUUCAUUUACAGUGCUCUAUUAACAGUAGUAACCGCCUCCAUCAUCGUCUUCCUCGCUCUAGUCUAUGGAAUCCUCGUCCCCAUCAUUCUGAAACACGAGAAAGAAGUUCAAUUCGCCGAUGAGAAAGCAGCUUCCAUAGCCGGAGAAACCCUCAGCUCCGUGCGAAUGAUCAUCGCCUGUGGAGCCGAAGGCCGCAUUGCCUCGAAGUUCUCGGGCUGGGUCGAGGAAGCUAGAAAGAGAGGAAUCAAACAAGGUCCCUUUAUGGGAGUACACCUGGCGCCAAUUUUCUUUGCUGUCUUUGCGACUAUGGCUUUGAGUUUCUGGUUUGGAUUCAAGCUGUAUGCUCAGGGGAAGGUGGAUGAUGUUAGUACUAUCGUGAUUUGCUUGAUGUCUGUUAUGAUGCUUAGUUUUGCUGUUGGUGAGUUUUCCAGACUGCUGUUGCUUACUUCAAGGAACUGAAACCAGACAACGAAAUAUUGACAUUCAUCUAGCUCAAACCGCCGCACCAAUCAUGGCAGUUGCGAAAGCUUCCGCAGCAGCAACGGAUUUCUUCGCAGUCAUUGAUGCUCCUAAACCCAAAAAAACCGGUCUCUCUGCCCCAGAUGUUUCUCCGCGUGAAGACAUCCUACUCGAUUCUGUUACGUUCGCUUACCCAUCUCGUCCUCACAACAAAGUCCUCGACAACCUAUCCAUGAAAUUCGAAGCCGGAAAAAUCACGGCAAUCGUUGGUGCUUCAGGUAGUGGAAAAAGUACCAUCGUCGGUCUGUUAGAAAGAUGGUACGAACUCGACAACAACUCCAUCUUCAAGAUCCCCGAAUCAGUAAUGCUCGAUGAAAAAGAGAAGAAGAAACGCGAAGAGGAGAAAAAGAAAAAGGCCGAGCUUGAAGAGACCAAGGAACCGGAUGUGGAACUCUCGGGACGCAUCCUGGUUGGAGGGAAGAAUUUGGAUACCUUUGAUUUGCAAUGGUGGCGUUCGCAGAUCGGAUUCGUUCAACAGGAACCAUUCAUCUUUAACGAUACGAUUCGGAAGAAUGUCGAGUAUGGACUUAUUGGCUCCGAGUGGGAGGAUGCUGAGGAGGGGGUCAAGGAUAGGUUGGUGGAGGAGGCUUGUAGGGAGGCUUUUGCGGAUGAGUAUAUUGUUAAGCUUCCGAUGGUAUGUUUACAUUCUAUGCCUAAUAUUCCCUCACUUUGUUCUACCAACCACUAAUAACCUCUUUUUCUGCCAGAAAUACGAGACUCAAGUCGGAGAUGCGGGGAUCAAGUUAUCCGGCGGUCAGAGACAGCGAUUGGCGAUUGCGAGAAGUAUCAUCAAACGACCGAAGAUCUUGAUUUUGGACGAGGCUACUAGUGCUAUCGAUGUUAGAGGAGAAAGAUUGGUUCAAAAGGCUCUUGGUUUGUCCCACUCAAAGCUUCACCCUGCCUGGUACUUGGGGUUUGGAGAACAGGCUAAUAGUUUUGUUUUCUUAGACCGUGUCGCGGAAGGUAGAACUACCGUUGUUAUCGCCCAUCGACUUUCGACCAUUCGAAAAGCGGAUAAUAUUAUAGUCUUGAGAAAGGUUCGUCUCCGACCCCUCUCCAAUUUCAUACCAGACCACAUCAAGCACCAAACUCUGAGAGUCAUUGCUAAAUAUCGAAUCAACAGGGCAAAGUAAUCGAAACAGGAACUCAUGAUAGUCUCCUUGCAAACGAGAAUGGAGCUUAUUGGGCACUCGUCAAUGCGCAGAUGCUGACUAUGGGCGAACACUUCUCCGAUGAAAAUGAUCUCACCGAAGCUUAUGAAACCGAUAACAUCCUCAAAAAGGAAAUGAGUUCUGCAAGCGUUCGGCUGGAAGAAAACGUUGUUUGGAAACCCAAGGGGUUCUUUAAUAGUUUUGGUCUUCUUAUAAGAGAGCAAUCGCAGAGGUGGCUUUGGUAUGUUGUGUUGACAAUUGGUUGUCUUGGUGCAGGAUGUAUGUCUAUCUCAUUUCAUUUCACGGUUUGAAUCAACGUCGCGCUGCUAACCUUACACGUCAGCAACGCAACCAAUUCAAGCCUAUCUGUUCGCUCAGAUCAUCAAUGUGCCGGUUUUUUCUGGUGGUGCUCUGACAGGUGCUGUUAACUAUUGGGCCUUGCGGUUCGUAUACCUUGCGAUAGGCGCUGGAGUAGCUUAUUUCACUAUGGGCUAUUCUUCUCAUGUAAUUUCUGCUGUAAGUACUUCCUUACCCCUCGGUGCUUUGGAGAAUGGUCUCUGACAUGUGGAAAUGAAGCAUAUCGCAUGUACAUCCCGACAGCAGUACUUUGAAAACAUUCUCGCGAAACCAGUAGCCUUCUUCGACGAAGAGGAUAACUCUUCUGGUACUCUGACUGCGAGAGUGGCGAAUGACCCUACUCAGCUUCAGCAAAUGUUGGGAGUCAAUAUGGGAAUGGUAUACAUUGCACUAUUCACCUUAAUCGGUUGCAUCGCCAUCUCAUUUGCAUUUGGGUGGAAGUAAGAUUCAUUCCUCCCAUUUCAUCAACCCAACUAACCCUUGCACAGACUUUCAAUCCUCGCUAUAUUCGUGACCAUGCCCGUCAUUCUCGCUUGUGCAUUCUUCCGUCUGCGCUAUGAACUUCAGUUCGAAGCUAUGAACCAAGCCGUCUUCGCUGAAUCCUCGAAAUUCGCUGCGGAAUCUAUUGGCGCCUUCCGAACCGUCACUUCUUUAACUCUCGAAGAUAUAAUUUCGAAGAGAUACUCAACUUUAUUGCAGGAUCACGUUGAUAAGGCCUUCAAGAAAGCGGGAUGGACGACAUUGGUUUUCAGUGCUAGUGAUAGUGUUUCCUUACUCUGCAUGGCUCUCACAUUUUGGUAUGGUGGACGAUUACUUUCCACCAUGGAAUACGGGCCUGUACAGUUCUUUGUCGUGUACAUCGCCAUAAUCAACGGCUCCGAGUCCUCGGGUUCUCUCCUCUCGUUCGGUCCAAAUAUGGCACAAGCUGCCGCGGCCGCAAAUCGUAUUCUCAGUUUCCGCAUUCGUCCUCAGAGUGAUGCGAGGAAGAAUCUGGAGAUGCAGAAUACGGAGGGGGGUGUGAAGAUUGAAUUGCAGAACAUUUGGUUUAGAUAUCCUACGCGAGAUACCCCUAUUUUCCAGGGUUUGAACUUAACGGCAUGUCAUCCUUUCCCUUCCAUUUUCCCCACCCCGUUCCUAUCGCGUUCCCAAAUUCCGAGAUACGAAUCUCACUAACACCAUACCAGAUCGAAAAAGGCCAAUUCGCAGCAAUAGUAGGCCCCUCUGGCUGCGGCAAAACCUCCAUCAUCUCCCUCCUCGAAGCCUUCUACCCGCUGCAAAAAGGCCACAUCCUCCUCAACGGCACACCCCUCACCGACCUCGACACCGCAAAGUACCGCUCCAAAAUCUCCCUCGUCUCCCAGGAAUGCACCCUCUUCCAAGGCACCAUCCGCGAAAACAUCCUGCUAGGCGUCCCCUCCGACACGCCCACCCCGCUCCUCCACCAAGCCUGUCGCGACGCCGAGAUCCACGAUUUCAUCAUGUCCCUUCCCGAGGGGUACGAUACCGAUGUCGGCAAUCGGGGGAUUGCCCUGUCUGGGGGCCAGAAACAACGGUUGGGGAUUGCGCGCGCGGUGAUUAGGGAGCCGACGGUGCUGUUAUUGGAUGAGGCGACGAGUAGUUUGGAUAGUGAGAGUGAGAGGGCGGUGCAGAGGGCGUUUGAGAGGGUGGGCAAGGGACGGACGGUGGUUACAGUUGCGCAUCGGUUGGCGAGUGUGCAGAGGGCGGAUGUUAUCUUUGUGCUGGGUACGGGGGGUGUACUUGAGAAGGGGACGCAUGAGGAACUGGUUAGGAAGAGGGGGGUUUAUUGGGAGAUGUGCCAGAGUCAGGCGUUGGAUCGGUGAGUGUGAGAGAGCCGGUGGUGGUUGGGAGGGAGUAGGGGGAUGUAGCAUUUUGGGAAGGAAAUAUCCGCUUUUUGAUGAUAGAUACCUGAGCUUGAUAUGUAGAUUAGCUCGAUUUUGCAACUCGCUUAAGCUGUUGUGGUUUACUCCUUUCUCGUUAUGGGAUCAGAAGGAGAGGGGUAAAACAGAAACUCCACUUGCUAUUCAGAAAAAUAAUUAAUUAAUCG
This is a messenger RNA of Hymenoscyphus albidus, 5495 nucleotides long. Lineage: Eukaryota; Fungi; Ascomycota; Leotiomycetes; Helotiales; Helotiaceae. The record is from the annotation of a GenBank genome assembly.